AUGACCAGUACCGCGAGCCGAACUUUCGCAGGACCACCCCUCAAUCCAAGACCGCAAUCAUCGAGCUCCGAGACGUCCUUCCGGCCAACACCUCCAGGCUCGAGUCCGUCGCCUUCCUCUGCGUCCAGGAUGUCGCGGCGUGGGCAGGAUCCUUCCGAGCUGGCCGACGAGCUGGCAUCGACCGACAUCAGUGCCUCAACCAAUCCUCACACGCCGCGCAACAACAACAACAAUAACAACAACAACAAGAGGAAGCAGUCCUCCCCGAUGAUGCCUGCAUUCAUGGUCUCUGCGCCAGGCAAGGUCAUUGUGUUUGGAGAGCAUGCAGUCGUCUACGGAAAGUCUGCGAUUGCGGCCUCCAUCUCCCUGCGAUCCUACCUCCUCGUCACAGCGCUCUCGAAAUCCAACCGAUCGAUUACCCUCCGCUUUCCUGACAUUGCGCUGUCGCACACCUGGAAUAUCGAUGAUCUCCCCUGGGACACCUUCUCGCAACCGGGCAAGAAGAAGUACUACUACGACCUGGUCACCGAGCUCGACCCCGAGCUGGUGGCGGCGAUGAAACCACACCUGGCGGGCGUCUCCUUCGAUGCGCCUGAUGAGGUGCGCAAGGUCCAUCAAAACUCCGCUUCAGCCUUCCUCUACCUCUUCCUCUCGCUCGGCUCCCCGUCUUUCCCCGGAUCCAUCUACACCCUCCGCUCGACCAUUCCGAUUGGUGGCGGACUCGGGAGCAGUGCAUCGAUCUGUGUCUGCCUUGCUGCGUCCCUCCUCUUACAACUUCGCACGCUGUCCGGACCGCAUCCCGACCAACCAUUUGAGGAAGCACGACUCCAGGUGGAGCGCAUCAACCGGUGGGCUUUCGUGGGGGAGAUGUGUAUCCAUGGGAACCCCUCGGGCGUUGAUAACACCGUCGCGUCGCAAGGAAAGGCCGUGGUGUACCGGAGGUCCGACUACGCGAAACCACCGGAUGUGCAACCUCUCUGGAACUUCCCCGAGCUACCGCUCCUGGUGGUGGACACGAAGCAACCCAAAUCUACGGCUUUCGAGGUGGCCAAGGUUGCGACGCUGAAGAGAACACACCCGCACAUUACAGAAUCCGUCAUCCACUCGAUAGAUAUGGUCUCCGAGGGCGCGAGGGAGCUGAUUUCACACGAGAAUUUCGACAGCCAGGAACUCUCGAGCUUGGAACAGCUGGGCAAAUUGAUGACGAUUAACCACGGACUCUUGGUUGCGUUGGGGGUGUCGCAUCCGCGACUAGAGCGCAUACGAGAGCUGGUCGACCACGAAGGCAUCGGCUGGACGAAACUCACUGGUGCCGGAGGAGGAGGAUGCGCAAUUGCUCUACUCAAACCGGAGAUCCCUCGGGAGAGGAUGAGGCAACUGGAGGAUACGCUCGAGGAGGAGGGCUACAACCAAUUCGUGACUACCCUGGGCUGUGAUGGAGUCGGCGUCCUAUGGCCGGCGGUACUGAAGAACGGAAGCGAGGAUGAUUUGGGCGGGGAGGAGAUCGAUCAGGACAAAUUCUUGAAUGCAGAUGGCAUCGAAGGUGUCGAGGCGCUUGUUGGGGUGCAUGGGGAGUUGGGAGAAGAUAGAGAAGCCUGGAAGUUCUGGAGAGUAGAGGACUAG
Molecule: messenger RNA, 1623 nt
Organism: Drepanopeziza brunnea f. sp. 'multigermtubi' MB_m1
Lineage: Eukaryota; Fungi; Ascomycota; Leotiomycetes; Helotiales; Drepanopezizaceae
Biological process (GO): isopentenyl diphosphate biosynthetic process, mevalonate pathway; isoprenoid biosynthetic process; ergosterol biosynthetic process
Cellular component (GO): cytosol; cytoplasm
Molecular function (GO): ATP binding; mevalonate kinase activity
Source: RefSeq, a predicted model, not a curated record